AGCUGGAGCGCUGCGAGCGCGAGUGGCACGAGAUGGAGGGGGAAUUUCAGGAACUGCAGCUAAGGAAGCAGAAGCUCGGCCAGGCUGAUUGAUAGAACCAAACCUAAUUGUUGAAAUGUGGGGGGCCCCGCUGUCUCCCCACCUGCUCCCUGCUGUGAAAUAGGGGAGCUCUGAGCUGGACGAGUGGAGCUGUGCAUGGAGACACACAGGAUCUACAGGCAGAAGCUGGAGGAGCUGAUUGCCUUACAGACCUUGUGUAGUGGGUCAAUCAACAGACAGAAGAAGCGCCUCAAAGACUUACGACUGGAGCUCCAGAGGUACAAGCGCCAGGCCGGUCAGGAGGAGGCGGAGCUGGUGCAGCAGAUGGGCGCGCACAUCAAGGAGCGGCAGAACGUCUUCUUCGACAUGGAGGCCUACCUGCCCAAGAAGAACGGGCUCUACUUGAACCUGGUCCUCGGCAACGUGAACGUGACCCUGCUCAGCAACCAGGCCAAGUUCGCCUACAAGGACGAGUAUGAGAAGUUCAAGCUCUACCUGACCAUAAUCCUGCUCCUGGGGGCUGUGGCCUGUCGCUUUGUCCUUCACUACAGGGUGACGGACGAAGUCUUCAACUUCCUGCUGGUGUGGUACUACUGCACCCUGACCAUCCGCGAGAGCAUCCUCAUCAGCAACGGCUCCAGAAUCAAAGGCUGGUGGGUGUCGCACCACUACGUCUCCACGUUCCUGUCGGGAGUGAUGCUGACGUGGCCUAAUGGACUCAUUUAUCAGAAGUUUCGCAAUCAGUUUUUAGCAUUUUCAAUUUUCCAGAGCUGCGUGCAGUUCCUGCAGUAUUACUACCAGCGGGGCUGCCUCUACCGGCUGCGGGCUCUGGGCGAACGGAACCACCUGGACCUCACGGUCGAAGGGUUCCAGUCUUGGAUGUGGCGGGGCCUCACCUUCCUCCUGCCGUUCCUCUUCUGUGGCCACUUCUGGCAGCUCUACAACGCCGUCACGUUGUUCGAGCUCUCCACCCACGAGGAAUGCGGAGAAUGGCAGGUGUUCGUGCUGGCGCUCACCUUCCUCGUCCUCUUCCUGGGCAACUUCCUGACCACACUCAAGGUUGUGCACGCCAAACUCCAGCAGAACAGAAACAAAACGAAGACGCCGUAGCCUGGGUCGCAGCGGCCGCUCAAGCUCCGGGUAGGAGCGGGACUGACAGGCCGUGGGCCUCGGACUCGUGUGCCCCGGCCGGGCUCAGAGGCCCUGGGCUUCCCAGGGCCAGGCAGCAGCAUCUCAGGGGCCAGCACGGUGCUGGAGAGCGUCCCGCCCGACGCGGAAUGUGACGGCACCUGUCUUCGCAGUAUUCGCCCUAUUUAUGACAUAUUUAAACCAGCUCCCCGAGUCCCCGCAGCGGCUGUCAGCGGAGGCUGAGUCAGGGUCCGUCCCCCUGGGGCGGGGCCCAAGCCUCAGGGAGCCCCUCUGGCCCGCUGUCCCUGGAACCCCUCACAGUGGGGUUCAGAUGUGCCUCUGGGGGUUGGAUUUCUGCUUCCCCGCUACCCACCGCGUCCCGGUGCGGGAUGGGUGACACCUUCUGCACCCCUGGCCACGUUGCCUCUGCUGUGAGCCCUGCGCGGCCCCCACUUGGGGAUGGGGUUAAGUUCUCAGAGAACCACAGCCUGUCUCUUGUGCUCUUCGUGCUUGCGGAGUCUCCCACGGGGACCUGUCCCUGUCUUCCUGGGAGAGGGCAGCUGGGCCCCUUGGAGAGGUGGCCUGCGAUGGGAGGCUUUAAGGAAGGCCGCCAGCAGGGGGCGCCCCAGGCUGUGCGUUGAGCGGCUGCAGGUUUGAAGGACACUGAAAGUCCCGCAGGACUCUUUGGGGUCUGCGGGCACUCAGCCUUCAGCUCACCUUUAUCCGAGUUUUAAUCUUGGGUUAUUGGGGAUCGAACCUGGCGCUUUCGUACUGAGCUACCUCUCCAGGCCAUUGUACUUAUUUUGAGACAGCCUCUGGGUAAGUUGCUCUGGCUGGGCUCGAGCUCAGUUCUCCAGCCUGGGCCGCAGACUUGCUGUGAGCAGGCAAGGGCCCCGCCUCUCAGCGCCCUCCCCCUCCUCCGCCCCCUCCUUUUCCCAGGUUCAGGGCUGAGUGGGGAGGACAGCUCGGGCAGGCUCCUCCCCUGGGGGCCACCUGGCGUCAGAUCUGGGUGCAGGAAGGGUGGGGAAGCCCUCGGGCUCCUCGCAGGUGUCCCUUCCGGCGCAUGGGCCUCAGCUGCCUUUAAUGGCUUCCCCACCCUGACCAGCCUUCCCCCAGGGCUGCCAUGAUCCUGGUUAGUUUCACCUUCAAGAGGGUUUCAAAUUCUUUAGUUAUAUUUGAAGAGAUUCCCCCUGCCUCCCCAGUGAUUUCACAUAAAAGUCCAGUUUUACUUUCUCUGAAAAAAUGGAAAAAGAUCACCUGGCCAGCCAUGGUGGUGCACACCUGUCACCCCAGCACUCUGGGAGGCUGAGGCAGGAGAGUUGCAAGUUUGAGCCCAGCCUGAGCAACUUAAGUGAGUUGGUGAGGCUCUGCCUCAGUAGAAAAGAAAAUGGGCUGGGGUGUUGCUCCGCCAUAGCCCUGGCUCGGUUCCCUGCACUGAAGGGGGAGGAAAGGGGCAGAUGUGGCAGCUCCUGCAAGGCUAGCCACCAUGCCCUCCCCGCCUGCGUACCCCUCCCCCUGGCUGUUUGCAGGCCCCUGGGUCUGCCCCAGGUUUGGGGUCAUCGAAUCUUUUCUGUCAAAGCCAAAUGGUAAAUAUUUUAGGCUUCUCUGUGGACUACAAAGUCUCUAUGGCUACUAGUGUGCCGCUGUGAAGCGAGUCAACAGUGUAUGCGAGUAGGUGUGGCCAUGUGCCAAUAAAACUUUAUUUACAAAA
Molecule: messenger RNA, 2878 nt
Organism: Chinchilla lanigera (long-tailed chinchilla)
Lineage: Eukaryota; Metazoa; Chordata; Mammalia; Rodentia; Chinchillidae
Gene: Tmem120b
Product: transmembrane protein 120B
Exons: 13
Coding region: 196-1149 (317 amino acids)
Biological process (GO): fat cell differentiation
Cellular component (GO): nuclear inner membrane
Source: RefSeq, a predicted model, not a curated record